Messenger RNA from Arachis stenosperma, 1786 nucleotides. RefSeq lists its product as uncharacterized. NCBI's taxonomy places the organism in Eukaryota, Viridiplantae, Streptophyta, Magnoliopsida, Fabales, Fabaceae. Bases 296 to 1399 code for a protein of 367 amino acids. The transcript has 8 exons. The record is from RefSeq and is a predicted model, not a curated record.
CAACAAUCUGGAAGCAAUUCUCUACCCAACAAAAACUAUUAUUAUUAUUUUGUAAUCUUCUGCCGGCGCCGGUUUGUUCGGUUUCUUUUAUACAGUUAGAUAAUCCACAUCAUUAGAAUUAAAUUAAUGAUCGACUUUGGUGGAGAGAAAGGAAUGGUGGACGAACCAUAAGUAUCGAGUAGGAAUAAUAAGAAUAAUAGUAUAGGAAUCGCAGCGAUUGUAACAACCAUUGUGCGGUGGAAAAUUGAAAUUGUAACAAUCGCAUCCACGAAAAAAGGUGGCUAAAGAUAGGAAUAUGGGUAAAAAGCAAUCGUUACGCAGCAAAGCAGCUCACUUUGUAUCUGAUCUCACCACUGUUCUUCUCAACCCGAUCUCUGAUAACCUAACCAACAGCAACAACAACAAACCCUCUCCUCCUCUUGAGGAAGCGGGUGAAUUUGAAUCUGAAUCAAGAGGGAGUGAAUCAGAGGGUAUCCGUGAUUUAGUUGAUGGGCCUGAUACUUCGUCAUUUGCUGCAUUCCUCUAUUCUUUUUUGUCUUCCUCGGAUUCUGAUGACCAUGCUGAUCCGGAUGGGCAGGUUCAUCAUGAUAUAAUAACUGUUGCGGAUGAUCCUUUAUCAGACCUAGCCAUGAAGGAAAACGUUGUCCUUAAGAAGAGUUUGUUGUUUACUGCCAUUCACCAAGCCGCUAGCAUGGGUGGUUUUCUCGGCAACAAAAGGAAGCAUGAUGAUGGGAACCGCUCUAACUCUUCUGAGGUAGAGAUGGGGCAGAUUCAGCUUGUCGAGAAGCAGCCUGUGACGGAUUUGGUUGAUGAGCCCCCUGAAACUUCGGAGCCUUCCAUGCUCAUCUCGGCUGCUGUAAGGAAUGCCAUGUAUGCUUCGCUUCCUAGUCUUGUUCAAGGGAGAAAAUGGAUGUUGCUAUACAGCACCUGGAGGCAUGGUGCAUCACUUGCAACUCUUUAUCGAAGGAGCAUGCUUUGGCCGGGAUUGAGUUUGUUGGUUGUUGGUGACCGUCAAGGAGCAGUAUUUGGUGGCCUGGUUGAAGCACCUCUUAGACCUUCCACCAAGAAAAAGUACCAGGGUACAAACAGUUCAUUUGUUUUCACAAAUACCUCCGGUCAUCCUGUUAUAUAUCGUCCAACAGGAAAAAAUCGCUACUUCACGCUUUGCACCAGUGACUUUCUAGCUAUUGGUGGAGGAAGUAAUUUUGCGCUUUAUUUGGAGGAUGAUCUAAUGCAUGGAUCAAGUUCAGUCUCAGAAACCUAUGGAAAUCCUUGCCUUGCACAUUCUAGAGAGUUUGAAGUGAAGGAAGUUGAGUUGUGGGGCUUUGUAUUUUCUUCACAGUAUGAGGAAAUAGUGGCAUUGAGCAAAACAGAGGCACCUGGGAUCUGUCAUUGGUGAAUAUCUCUGGUGUUUACAAGAUGUUAGUCUGAUAAAGCCUUGCUGUUUGUGUUCUAUUGGAUGGUUGUGUUGAGUCAUAAAACCAACAAUGUCCUGCUAGUACUGGGAUUGUGAUGGAGAAGUAUUAUGCGUCCACCCAUGUUAUCCAGAUGUAAAUAUUUGCAAGAACAGUACAGUGGUUCUUCUCCUUCACAAAAAUUGUCAAUUUUGUGUUUUCACACUUAAAAGGUGAUGGAGGAAAACUAAGGAUAGAACUCGUAUAGCUUGGCUAUUUUUUGAGUCUAGAACGGGAAUGUUAAUCGGGGAGAAGGUCUUAGGCAUUCAUAAACAGGGAUCCUUUGGUGGCUAAUUUCUAUUAUCCAUAGUUACUGUUGGCUAAUUGGCUUA